Messenger RNA from Salvelinus fontinalis (brook trout), 2886 nucleotides. It is a transcript of the gene ccdc87, whose product is annotated as coiled-coil domain containing 87. The record is from RefSeq and is a predicted model, not a curated record. Lineage: Eukaryota; Metazoa; Chordata; Actinopteri; Salmoniformes; Salmonidae.
AUGUCAAACAGUGAGGGGAUGAGCGGUGACAAAAUGAAAGUGGUGGGCCGCCUCUCCCGAGCGGCGGAGGCCAAACGACGGGUGACAGACGGCCAGGACAUGCUGACCUCCAUGACACAGAUGGUGGCCUGCACCCAGGACAUCCAGCAGAGAUACCGCAGCAUCCUGGGGCCACUGUCCCUCUUCUUCCAGUCCAAACCCGAGGGAGAGAAGAGGGCAGACAGGGUCCAGGAGGAGAGGCCAGUGUCCCCGUCGGUGUCAGAGGGGGUGAAGACCAACCCCACCUCCCUGGCCGACAUGUGUCAGCAGCUGCAGUACAGGAUCCAGGAGCAUUCCGUGCUCCACUCCACCCCUGUGGAGGAUCAGCAAGCUCUGGUGGCGGUGAUGACAUCAGAGCUGGGCCUGAUCUGGCAGGACCUGAAGGGGCUGAUGGACGAGCCCACGUUGAACCAGGAGGAGAACAUGCAGCUGCAGGCGGAGACGUGCCAGGAGGUGCUCCGCAUCUGCCAGGAGCUCUACCUCAACUAUCUCCACCUGCUGGACAGGCUGAGGCGCCGCGCCGUCUUCAGUGACCAGGCCAACCGCAGCCGCCUGGGGGCCCAGAUGUCCAUAGACUGCACCAGCCUUUUAAACGUCCACUCGAUCAGACGCAGCGUAGCGGCAGGGAUCAAGGUUACGCGGAGAGCCCGGCUGAGUGCUGAGAGACCCAGAGCUGCCGGACGCGACCUGGAGGGGGCGAUGGAGACACACACAGCGCUGCCAUGCAAACUGGACUUUGGUCUGACUCUGCAGACCAAGGCUGGCUGCAAGAAGAGUGGUGCCAUCAGGCAGGGCAAAAACCCUAUGGAGAGGGACCUCCGAGAGAUGACUGAGAAGAUGGGGGACAUGGACCUGGAGCAGGUCUAUGACCUGAUGCCCUGCCACCUGGAGCUGAUCACCAACAAAGAUGCAGCGCGGGCCAGCUUGGCCAAUGUUUCACAGUCAGAUGAGAAACCCAGCAUGUAUUACCAUGGUUACACCAGACUAAAGGGGUGUAGUUCCAUGCCAGACCUGCAGAGGGAGACUCUCCUGGAGGAGCUGGAGAUGGAGGCCCUGCCUGCCAGACCCCAGUCCCCCCUGGUACUGCUGGCCACUGGGCCCUGCUCCAGGAUCGAGAAGCCCAUUGACCCUGCCCACGACCUCAGGAGGUUGCUACAGGACAGAGUGAUUGUGGAUCAGGCUGUGACAGACUCUGACACAGACCUCCCUCCUCUGAUCAAGGCCCUGGCGUGGAGAAGUUCCACCAAACUACAACAGCUCACACACACUCUGCAGAAACAGGAAGAGGAGGGGGAGAAGAGGGAGAGGUACAGGGUGCCAGUGGAGGAACCGGAGCACCCCCAGGGAGCUGUGGAGAACGUAGCCCUGUCCCACGGCUCUCUAGCCCGCACAGCCGCUGCCCGCGUCUCAGACAGGGUUCUCCGCGACACCAUCAACAUCCACACGUACCCACCCGUCUACAACUACCUCACCAAAGAACUUGAACUCUCCUCAGUGCAAUGGCUGGAUCGUAACCUGUUUGCCGGGGAAGAAAUAAAGGAAGUCUAUAAGGAGUUAUCCAAAAGUAAAUCUACACAGUAUCUCAACUUCGAUGAGGACCCCAUGAUAGAGCCAGCCCUGACCAACAUCAGAUGGAGUCUGAAGAAGAAGAACCACCAGAGGUUCAUCAACCCACAGCUGAAGAGACAGAACACCAACGCCAUGUCCCACAGGAAAAGGACCGAGAUCCCAGCGGACCAUAAGAAACCGGAAGACCAGAAUUCCCGGGCCUACACGGCAUGGCUGCAGUGGUGGAAGACAGACCUCUCAGUCGAGGACUACCUCCGAUACAUCACCAAUCAGGACUCUGACUACCUGUGGGCGGCGUUCCACUUGUACGAUAGUGGCGAUAGUGACGAUGAGGAGGACGAGAGGAGGAGACUGCUCCAGCUACGACGAGACGAGAGGAAGAAGAGGCGGAGGCAGAAGAUGGAGGCUCUAAAGGGUCAGAAGCAGGAGUACGUGACAGGGGUGUGGAACGUCAACACGGUGCUGCUGGGAGGGCUGUGGAAGGAACCCCAUCUGGAGGAGGAGGAAGAGAGCCCAGAUGAAGAAAUAACUAGCCCUAAACAGAAGGCCUAUAAGAGGACAGUGAGUGUGGGGAGCAAGGAGGCCAGUCAAGGGGGGGUGAUGGGAGAGGGGGACCAGGUCCAGAGCAGGCUGGAGAGGAUCUGGACACUCCUCUGCCUGCCCGACACCUACAGACUGGACAUGGCCAUCAAGUACAGCUCCCACGCACGCAGGGACCAGCUGGAGGAGGCCAUGGCAGCAUGGGCACGCGCUGCCCGUCUCAUCCAGCAGAGGGAGUCUCUGCUGGCUCGUCUGGAGCUGUUUGAGAGGGACGCUUCUGACCCCAACCGCUUCUUCCUGCAAGGCUACCGAGGCACCUCUCUAGCCAGGAUGAAUGAGUCCAAGCACCGGAGCAAACUCAACUCCCAGAUCUGUUCUCUGGAGAAGGUGUUGUCUAAGAUUCUCCACCACAUUACAGACAGCUUCCAUGACACUGUCACCUACAAGGGAAGGCCGUACAGGGAGAAGAUGCGCUGGGACCGCAUCGAGAUGCUCUACUGGCUGCAGCAGGAGCGCCGGGUCCAGGCUCUAGAGAGGGUGGUGGAGGGGAGGGGCUCUCUCCCCACCAGACUGCCCCCCCUCAACCCCAAACUUCGUCUGUACCCGGGCACCCACCCCACCCCCCAAGGACACACCCCGACCCUCAGCCAGAGACCCCACCCUCACACACAGCCGCUCCAACCCAACCCAGCCGAGCUCAGUGUAUCCAGUAUAAGUUUGAACGUUGUAAGCAAAUGA